This is a messenger RNA of Conger conger (European conger), 1758 nucleotides long. RefSeq names its product protein geranylgeranyltransferase type I, beta subunit (gene pggt1b). The record is from RefSeq and is a predicted model, not a curated record. The coding region runs from base 52 to 1140 and encodes 362 amino acids. NCBI's taxonomy places the organism in Eukaryota, Metazoa, Chordata, Actinopteri, Anguilliformes, Congridae. Gene Ontology annotation, molecular function: CAAX-protein geranylgeranyltransferase activity. The transcript has 9 exons. Gene Ontology annotation, cellular component: CAAX-protein geranylgeranyltransferase complex. Gene Ontology annotation, biological process: protein geranylgeranylation.
UCCUGUUUACACCGGAAGCGACGUAAACGGAAGUGUUUUUCAAACUCAAAGAUGGCGGAAGAGGAGAAUUCACUUGGCGAGUUUGAAGAAAUCGACUUUCUAAAAGAUCGCCAUGUACGGUUUUUCCAGAGAUGCCUUCAAGUAUUACCGGAGCGAUAUUCCUCAUUGGAGACCAGCAGGUUGACCAUUGUGUUUUUUGCCCUUUCUGGCCUUGAUGUUCUGGAUGCUCUGGAUGUUGUAGACAAGCCCAGUCUGAUCGAGUGGAUUUACUCACUGCAAGUCCUGCCCACAGAAGACCAAUCUAACCUCGGUCGCUGUGGGUUCCGAGGGUCAUCACAUUUAGGAGUUCCAUACGACCCCUCCAAGGGCCCCGGAACAGCCCACCCGUAUGACAGCGGUCACAUCGCGAUGACGUACACCGGCCUGGCCUGCCUGGUCAUCCUGGGAGACGACCUGGGCCGGGUCAACAAGGAGGCCUGCCUGUCCGGUCUGAAGGCCCUGCAGCUGGAGGACGGCAGUUUCUAUGCCGUCCCGGAGGGAAGCGAAAACGACAUGCGGUUUGUGUACUGUGCCUCCUGCAUCUGCUACAUGCUGGACGACUGGUCUGGCAUGGACGUGAAGAAAGCCAUCGACUACGUCCGCCGGAGCAUGUCGUAUGACAACGGUAUUGGUCAAGGAGCUGGGCUGGAAUCGCACGGCGGCUCCACGUUCUGUGCCGUGGCCUCCCUGUGCCUGAUGGGAAAGCUGGAGGAGAUGUUCUCGGAGAAGGAGCUGAACAGGAUACGGCGCUGGUGCAUCAUGCGCCAGCAGAACGGCUUCCACGGACGGCCCAACAAGCCCGUCGACACGUGCUACUCCUUCUGGGUGGGCGCCACCCUGGAGCUCCUAGAUGUCUUCCAGUACACUAACUUUGAAAAGAACCGGCGCUACAUCCUAUCGACUCAGGACCGCUUGGUGGGGGGUUUCGCAAAAUGGCCGGACAGUCACCCAGACGCCCUCCACGCCUACUUCGGGAUCUGCGGCCUGUCUCUGAUCGGGGAGUCGAGCCUGCGGAGGGUGCACCCCGCCCUGAACAUCAGUGAGCGGGCCUUGGAGUGCCUGCGGCAGCUGCACCGGGCCUGGAGAGGGACCUGCACAUGACGGCUCGCCCCCUCGCCCUCGCACCCCCCCGCUACCGCCUCCGCCACCGCCUCCGAGCCAUGAGAAUACCCCCCCCCACCCCACCUUUCAGCCCUCCCUCUCCCACUAACCUUAGCAAUAGCAACAAUAGCAGUUAGCCUGCGCAGGAGUUUUGAGUCUCUGUGAAACGAGGGGGAUGAUGAAUAAAUGAUUUGUUGUCGGGGGAGGGGGUGGGGGGUGAGGUCGGGGGCGUCUUCAAUAAUUGAAAAGAAACUGGCGGACUAGACGGCGAAGGCGGAUUCUGUUUGGAUUCACAGGGAGGAACGUCUUUCAGAGGAACGUCUUUCAGAGCUGCUUCUUGGUUACAUUUGACAGGCCUUCAGUUUUUAUCCCCCCCCCCCCUCCGUAAGAAAGUGGUCUUCGAGCAAAAGCCAAGCGAAUUUCCCAGUUUUGUUUGAUUCACAGUCCAGCGCUCAAAUGUAUUUCCUAAACGUGUUCGAGUACUUCCGUUUGCCUUGAGUUUAACAUUUUCUUUUUUUGUUUGAAUGUUUACAUACAAAGUUUUUUUUGCUUUACCGAUUUAACUGCUCUCGUGUUUGUUCAGAUGAGUUUAGAAGUGGAAAAAGUGGGGGGAGGGGA